AGCGCGCGAUGCGGUGGUGCCGACCGCCGACGGAGUGCCGGCCCAUAGCGGUUCGUACCCAUUCAGUUUCCGAACUCCUAGUUCGUGUCGAGUGGUUUAUCGGAUCGGUACCUCGUGUCAUCUACGUAUCUACAUUCACACCUCGUCCACUGGAUUGCGCUUUAAAUAAAAGUAAUUCCGGAAAUGAAUGUCGUAAACUAAGUGCAAGUAUGAAAAAUAUGUAUACCGCAGUGUACCUCACGCUGAGUGACUUGUAAUUUUGGAACGUGAGAAUUAUUCGAGUGUUUGCGGGAAGAGUUUCAAUUAUUCUAGGAAAGAAUUAGCUGAAUAUGGAAGCGGUGUGUGGGCGCAGCGACGCCGCAUGCGAGAUGCGCGUGCUAUCAGCCGCCUUGCAUUCGCUGCAUCUCUACUGCGCGACCAUUUCCACUGCGCUCAUAUGCUGCUGCGCACCCGCUCACAUGCACUGGCAAGAACAGCGAUGGCGAGGCCAAGAUUUGCGCGGUGUCACCAGCCUCAUGCUGUGCGCUGUAUGGAUCAGCGGCGCGGCGGCGGCCUCGCUGCGAACCGACACGGUGCAGCUCGUGGCUGCGCUGAUGCCGCCGCUGGCCUGGCUAGCCGCUGCCGCGCUACACGUCGCACUCUGGACCCGCCGCACUGGCCCCCCCCACCUCUACCUCGCCAUCUACUGGCUGCUCACAGCAGUCUCCUCAGCAUCCAUUCUCUGGAAACUUCUAGACUCUGGUGCCUCACCGGCGCACAUAGAACCAUACAUACAUGGACUUUCAACUGUACUAGCAUUAAUAAUAUUUGGAGUAGAUUGCGUCUGUUUUUACGAUGAGGUUACGAAACGAUCAAGAAGGCAUCAAAAUUCUACCACUAAAAACCAUAAUGUUCCGUAUAAGCAUAGUAGCUCACAUUUCUUUUCGAAAAUCACAUUUUGCUGGUUGAAUUCCCUGUUGUGCAAAGGCUUUGAUUCUCCUUUAGAAAGUGAAGAUUUAGGAGACGUGCCAGACGACGAGAGAUCAAUAAGUUACUAUCAUAUAUUCCGAAAAAUUUAUUGUGGUCGCAAGAACAGAAUAAAGAAGAAUCAGAAAACGAACAUUUGGCGUUGUUACGCGCGCAUGGUGUGGCCCAACUUUUAUAUCGCGGGCGUUUUGAAACUUAUCAGCGACCUGAUAAGCGUAGUGCCGCCUCUAGGAUUGGCAAUAAUUUUGCAGUUUAUUGAAGGACCACUCGAUACUUAUGACGUCAACGCGCCAGUAAUAUUUAGAGAAUUUUUCAGUAACGGCUAUAUUAUAUUAGUUAUAGUAACGAUGGCACUUAUAACGCAAGCUAUUCUUUCACAAAAUUCUACUCAUAUGGUAACUGUAGAAGGAAUAAGACUGAAAACUGGUUUGCAGGGCAUGCUAUUUGACAAGUGUAUGCGAUUAGCACCGUGGUCUACGACAGACUUCGAAGAGGAUGAAGAGUCGCCGCUAUUGCACACCCCAGAAGAGGCUGCGUGCACCCCGGCCGGUGUACUUACUAACCUUAUGUCCCAAGACACGUACAACAUCAUGUCUUGUGUGUGGAUAUGCCAUUACAUCUGGGCGAUACCCUUGAAGGUUAUUGUCAUUCUAUACCUGCUCUAUACUAAGCUUGGAAUAAGCGCUAUAAUAGGAACUGCUGUCAGUGUAACAUUAAUAACUCCCUUGCAAUUUUAUAUUGGAAAGAAACUGUCUGAUAAUUCAAAGGAUAUCGCAAAAUGUACAGAUCACAGACUUGCGAAAAUCACAGAGAUUCUGCAAGGGAUAAACGUGAUAAAGUUAUAUGUGUGGGAAGACUUAUUCAAGGAAAAGAUAUUGAAUCUUAGAGAAGUGGAACUUAAGUUAUUAAAUAAAGAUUCGAUUUAUUGGAGCUUCUUAACCUUCACCACACAAACGUCGACUAUUUUGGUUACAGUAGUAACAUUUACAGUUUAUUAUUUUUUGGAAAACAACAAAAACCUGACUGCCGUUAACGUGUUUGCUGGUUUGGCUCUAUUCAAUCAGCUGACAGUACCCCUACUUAUAUUGCCUGUGACAGUUUUAAUGGUCAUUCAGGCAAAGGUCAGUACACAGCGAAUUCACGAUUUCUUGGAUCUGCCUGAAUCUAACAACGUGAAAGAAGACGUUGAUGAAAGCUUGAAAACGCCAUGUGAUAUUUUUAAUGAAGCUUUUAUUGAUGUUAGUCCGGAAGAAAAGACGUCAACAGACCAAAAUGACGAAGUUAUUGAAACAGAAGACCAAUUUUCAGACGAGGAAAAUAGUAAUCUCAAACCAGGGUACGAGUACCUGGCUCGGUUUCGAAAUGCAGCCUUUUCUUGGGGAAUGAAAAAUGAAGCUUUACUAGAAAUAGACGAUUUAGAUAUUCCCACCGGAAAAUUGAUAAUGGUGGUCGGCGAAACCGGGUCUGGGAAGAGCUCACUGUUGUCGGCUAUCCUCGGGGAAAUGUACCUGGAACGAGGUGACGUCAACUACCACGGACGGUUUAGUACUUGGUAUUCAGGUCAACCUCCUUGGCUGCUAGAAGGCUCUGUUCGGGAUAACAUAGUGAUGAACGGCGCCUGGUGCCAGCAGAGAUACGCGCGAGUGCUGCGCGCGACCGGUUUGCGACCAGACCUGCAGCUUUUACCCGAUGGUGAUAGUACUCAUCUGGGCAGUCAUGGAGCUCCUUUGUCAGGUGGACAGAGAGUACGCGUGUGUCUGGCGCGCGCGUUGUACUCCAACGCUUGCCUGCUGGCGCUCGACGAGCCGCUCGCUGCCCUCGACGCAGCGCUCGCUCGGCACGUGGUUGCUCGCGCGCUCGUUCCAGCCGCUCGCUCCGGCCGAACUGUAAUCGUCGCUACCAAUAGACUGGAGUUGAUGCAUUACGCUGAUUUGAUAAUUGCAAUGGAAGACGGUCGCGUGUGUGAGAUGGGUCGCGCUGGAUGCGGCGGAGAAGGCGCGCUCGCCCGCUGGGCCCAGAUAGCCGGGUCGGCACGCGCAGCGGCGGCGCGCUGUGGUGCCGGUCCUCCCGGUGGCUCCGCUAGAGAAAGGGACCGGUUGCGACGAGCGCUCACAAAGGCCAAAUUUCAGCGGACUAAUUCGGAUGACACUACGCUGGGAAUCAGUGAGGCAGCGGGUGCGCACCUAUUGGCAGAGGUUCCAGCACGUGCGGCGGGCAGUUGGCGACGCGUGCGGCGCGUGCGUACUUCCCUCACUCGUCAGCUAUCAUCCCCACCGCCCUCCUUGCAACACAAAUGGCGCCGCGAAGUGAGGCGCGCUGUGAGUGCGGAUGCGAGCGACGCGGCGCUGCGAAGGGAGGCUAGUCUGCUAAGGAGACUGUUUAGACCUCGACCACACCGCACUCUAGCUAGAUGGACCCCGCGCACUUUACGACGUCUAUUGAGCAACGAGUCUGAUGCAAACAACGAAGAAAUGCAUAACAACGAAAUCCCCGAUGAAACGACAAUCGAAUCAGCUUACACUUCAAUCAAAUCGAAUGGCAUGGAGACCCACACCGUGAUUAAUACUAACACACAUGAAAAAGAAAAAAUCGAAAGUGGUGUUAGUGAGUUGCCAAUAUGGUGGGAAUACGGACGGGCGUGUCGCUGGUGGAGCGUGGCAUUUUGGGUGGCGGCGGGCGCCGCGCAAGCGUUGGCGCUGAUGGCGGACUACUGGCUUACUCGCACUGUCGCGGACAAUGCACAAGCUCAACUUGAAGAUGAACAGAUGUGGAGGCGCGUGCAGACCUACUGCUUUUGGAGCGGAGCGUGCGCGUGCGCGGGUGGAGCAGCUCAAGCGGCCGGCGCGGCGGCGGGAGCACGGGCGCGCCGGCGGCUGCACGAGCAGCUGCUGCACGCCACGCUACACGCGCCACUGAGACACCACCACACGGUGCCCGCCGCACAGCAUCUCCACAGAUUCUCUGCUGAUAUACAGAUCGUUGAUAAGAGGCUUCCCAUUGCGAUAACACGUUGGGCUCAGUUGGCGCUUCUUUGUGGAGCGGCCAUGCUGGUCAAUGCAGUAGUAGCACCAUGGAGUCUACUGGCGAUGUUACCUGCCUUGUUUUUGUACUUUGGCCUUCAGACGAUUUACCUUUGUAACGCCAGAGAACUACAGCGAAUGGAGGCUCAAAGUGCAUCGCGAGUGGUAUCCGCAGCGGCGGAGACGAGCGCGGGCGGCGCGAGCGUGCGCGCGGGCCGGCUACAGGCGCACAUGCGCGCCGUCUUCCAGCGCAGGCUCGACGCCAACCACAACGCGCUGCUGCUCAUCAACGCUGCUAAUCGAUGGCUCGGUCUGGCCAUGGACCUAGUGGGCGCUUGCAGCGUGAGCGUCUCAUUAUGCGUGGCGGUGGUGGGCGGCAGUGGGGCGGCGGCGGCCGGGCUGGCGGGGGCCUACUCGCUGCUACUGCCAGCUUACCUGGCGCACCUCGCCAAGUGCCGCGCCGACCUUCAUCUACAGUUGGCCGCUGUUGAGCGCAUCCGCGAUGAUACCAAUGUGCCGCAGGAAGACUAUAGAGACGACUGCCCCUUACCAUCAGACUGGCAAAGAAAUGGAAAGAUAGAAUUCGAGAAUGUCAGCAUCCAAUACGAGCCUGGAACUCAGCCGGUACUAACCAAUAUCAACCUGUCCGUUACACCAGGCCAAAAGAUAGCAAUUUGCGGUCGAAGCGGCAGCGGCAAAUCCUCACUUCUACUGUCUUGCGCCGGCGCGACCUUCGUAAGCAGCGGGCGGGUUGUGAUUGACGACCAAGAUUCGGCGCGAGUGCCUCUCCGCACUCUUCGUCAUCGAAUCGUAGUGCUACCACAAGAGGCCACCAUGUUCUCGGGAACGUUACGAGAGAACCUAGACCCGCUUGCAGUACACACAGAUGAGGAAAUAUGGCAGAGCCUGAGAACGGUCGGACUGUACGAGUUUGUCUCCGCUCAACCAGCGGGAUUAGAAUGUAGCGUGGGUAAAUCUCGUUGUGGCUGGAGCGGCGGGAGAGCGGCGCGAGCGUGCGGGGCGCGGGCGGCGCUGCACGCGGGGCCCGCGGCCGCGCUGCUGCUGGACGAGCCGGCCGCCGCGCUCGACGCGCACGCCGAGCGAGCUCUGCUGGCUGCGCUCGCCAACAACGCGCCCAACACUACCAUACUCACAGUUGCGCAUCGGAUAGCUUCAGUGCGAAAUUACGACCGGGCCAUAGUGCUGGAAGAUGGACACAUCAUAGAACAAGGAGAGGUGACCGCGUUGCUAGCACAGCCGAGCUCCCGGCUCGCGCGCAUGCUCGCCGCCGCUCACUAUCACACCUAGCAACAACCGCUCCGCCAAGGAAUAUAACUGAUAAGAGCCAACAGUAAUAACCUCAGAUAGCAGUCUCAUAAAGGAUAGUUUCGACGUCGAACGCACUUUUGACGCGAUGAGACAAGGUCGUGUAAAUCUAUUAAUGGAAUUAUAUGUUGCCGUGUCAUAAUGGUAGUGUUCGAAGUCCGAACAAACUUUGUCACAUCUUGUCUCAAUUGCUUUCAUAAAGCUUUAUUUAAAUUUGUUUCUAUCUGUAAUCUGUCAGAUUGUGGUUUAUCUGGCAUAUAUCGUUGGCAUGGUCAUUAUACGAUUAUGCGUAGUAUACUUAUAUAGACUCAUAUGCUAUUUGACACUUGCUACUAUUUGAAAUCAAUUUAACACGCCAAUUCGAUGACAGUUUUGAUAUCCAGUACAUAGAUAUAGUGAUUGUAGCAGUUUCUUCGAUCUAAACAUACAGUCUGAUAGUAUGUUUAGAAACAUAUUUCUUUAGUUGUGGUCGACUAGGUUAAUACAACUAUUGUUUUGUAUUUUAAGGUUUUAAUAAUGUUUGCUCUGUAUCAGUAUGGAUUACAAGAAAUUAUAUCAAUCAUUAUAUGACUAUAAAUUGUUCACUAACUAUAAGACUUUGCAGUAUUUCCUAAUGGUUAUAACUUGUUUUAUUAGAAAUUGUAUCGGGCGAUAGGUAUCCUAGUUAAGUAUGAUGAAAUUGAUAGAAAAAUAUAUUCUUUUGCUAUAUACUCGUAUAAUCAUAGAUUGCAGCUACAACUAGCGCCACAAAUGUGUAGAAUCUGUAACCCUGUCCAGUCCAUACUGCCCAACAAAUAAAAUUGUGUUCAUAAUUUUAAUUUUAAUUAUAAAUAAUAUGACUUGUACAUCACUUGUAUGUUUUUAAUAAACAAAUACAGUAAAUUGAUUUA
Messenger RNA from Amyelois transitella, 6202 nucleotides. RefSeq names its product ATP-binding cassette sub-family C member Sur (gene Sur). Bases 330 to 5294 code for a protein of 1654 amino acids. Gene Ontology annotation, biological process: transmembrane transport. Gene Ontology annotation, molecular function: ABC-type transporter activity; ATP hydrolysis activity; ATP binding. Gene Ontology annotation, cellular component: membrane. The record is from RefSeq and is a predicted model, not a curated record. Lineage: Eukaryota; Metazoa; Arthropoda; Insecta; Lepidoptera; Pyralidae. The transcript has 26 exons.